Acanthocheilonema viteae is the source of this 1176-nucleotide messenger RNA. NCBI's taxonomy places the organism in Eukaryota, Metazoa, Nematoda, Chromadorea, Rhabditida, Onchocercidae. The record is from the annotation of a GenBank genome assembly.
AUGGCCAAUAGGCAGAACACGAUCUUAUCGAGCAGUGGUCCUUUUAACAGACUGUUAAUAUGCACGUUAGCAGUGUUUCUUCGUGUUCUCGCAUACAUUUAUUGCAUCGACUUUCUGAAAAAACGUCCAGAAUUGAAUGUACCACAGAAUUCAUUCCGGAGGCUUAUUGAUGGGAUAUAUAUGCUUAGAGAUGGCGUUUCUCCAUACGAUGGUGAUAUGAUACAUUGCUCGUUUGAUGUAGUGACGAGUGAAAUUUUACGUCUGGUAGCAGUAGUUCAGCUGAAAAAUCAAGGUAGCAGUGCAGAGAAUAUUGAACGAAUUGCUGAUUUGGUUUCAAAAUGCUACAUGCUAAAUCCUGUUGCUGUUGCCAGCUGUGCUAUUUUAAGUCUCUCAGUUGUUUGCAAUCUUAUUACUGCUCUUUUCAUUCUGGCAUUUGUAAAAGGUUCUCUGUUGCUUUCUUCUAUAUUGUAUAGUGUACUUGUGCACUUAUCACUUUAUCCAGCUGUUUACAUAUGCGCUUUAUUGGUGAAAUUCUCAACGCUUAAGGAACGUAUGCUAACAAUUACAUUUUCGACAAUUAUGCUGAUUGGAUUGUUGUUUUUUAAUCGCUUUUUGAAUGAAAAUAGUUGGGAUUACAUUGAUUCAACAUACAAAUUCUUGUUGGAUGUUCGUGACUUGACACCAAAUGUUGGCAUAUUCUGGUAUUUUUUCAUUGAAGUUUUCAACCAUUUUCGUCGUUUUUUUCUUUGGGUAUUCCAAAUCAAUAUCCUCGUUUAUCUUGUACCAUUAUCAUUGACAUUAAGAUCCAAUGCUUUUCUACUUCUAUAUCAAUUAAUGAUUCUCAUUUCCGUCUUUGCAUCGUAUCCAUCGAUGGCUGAGAGUUUAAUUUAUUUGAGUUUGUUACCACUUUUCGAACAUUUGAGAAAAUAUUUUCGUUGGAAAUUAAUUAUUGGUGGAGCAUUAUCAGCAACAAUCGUCUUGGCACCAGUAAUGUGGCAAAUGUGGAUUGUUACCGGUUCAGGAAAUGCGAAUUUCUACUUUGCCGUUACUUUAACUUAUUCCGUUGCCCAAAUUUUCCUACUUACCGAUCUUCUCUAUGGUUACUUACGCCUGAAACUUGUCGAGGGCAGAGGAAUAACUGAUGAAAGCAAAAUAGCAAUUCUUGUGUUCAAGUAA